CGACAAAGGCCGCGGCGGCGAACGGCGACGAGGCCGCCGCUGCGCCGAAGAAAGACCGGGGCAGACUGCGUGAGAUCAACGCAUGGGCCCAGAGGAAGGUCAUGGAGCUGAGUCAGGUGCAAUAUUCCUUUGCGAAUGGGAACCUCAGCUGCUUGUUCGCGCCCGCUGGACCAGCCGAGGUGACCGCUGACUAUGAUAGCGACACCGAGGUCGAGACGCGCGCCAUGGGGCUGUGGUUGCACCGCCCCAGGGUUUCUGCUGGUGGCCACUUCGAGCUCGACUUCGCAGCCGUCGUGGAUCCAGGCCCUCUUCGCCCCGUGGAGGAGACGGGGUAG
Messenger RNA from Prorocentrum cordatum, 335 nucleotides. The record is from the annotation of a GenBank genome assembly. NCBI's taxonomy places the organism in Eukaryota, Dinophyceae, Prorocentrales, Prorocentraceae.